Molecule: messenger RNA, 576 nt
Organism: Phyllostomus hastatus (greater spear-nosed bat)
Lineage: Eukaryota; Metazoa; Chordata; Mammalia; Chiroptera; Phyllostomidae
Product: single-pass membrane and coiled-coil domain-containing protein 2-like
Exons: 6
Coding region: 70-576 (168 amino acids)
Source: RefSeq, a predicted model, not a curated record
AAAAUUAACAAUAUUAUACAAAAAAUAACCCUCUCAGAAAACACAGUGAAGAGAUUAUUAAAUGAGGUAAUGUCCUUGGAGGGCCAAAUUGGAAAUCUGGAGUCACACCAGGACCUUGACCCUGAUCAGGGGGCAAACAUCGAGGAGAAGAUCAUGGAAAUUAAAAAGCAAUUAGGAGACAUGGACAACAACUUUGUCCAGGCUGAUGCUUGUAACGAAGCUCAUGCAUUAAAGGAGAAACUUGUUGCGAGAAUAAAGAACUUUUGCAAGGACAUGACUGUGCUGAAUACAAAGCUGGGGACGUACCAAAUGCAAGAAGGGAACACAGACUCUCUGAGUCCUGAAGAAAUGUGUCUGGAAGGUAUGGGGCCCCUGCCUCUCCAGGCUUCCCCACCCACUUCAGUGCAGAACUCUCCUCCUCGCAUUACAAUGUGUCAAGGCAGCACAUGCUGGAACCAGCCAGGUCCCCUGGGAGCAUCAGGACCUCUGUCUCAACACCUGAAGCCUGGCCAGUUGAAGGCCUUCCUGGUGGCUCAAGCAAGUGGCACCAGCGGAAUCCUGCUGCCACUUGCUUGA